Messenger RNA from Colossoma macropomum (tambaqui), 7688 nucleotides. It is a transcript of the gene peak1, whose product is annotated as pseudopodium-enriched atypical kinase 1. Gene Ontology annotation, biological process: protein phosphorylation. The transcript is spliced from 9 exons. Bases 526 to 6129 code for a protein of 1867 amino acids. Gene Ontology annotation, molecular function: protein kinase activity; ATP binding. The record is from RefSeq and is a predicted model, not a curated record. NCBI's taxonomy places the organism in Eukaryota, Metazoa, Chordata, Actinopteri, Characiformes, Serrasalmidae.
GGCAGAGCGAGAGCCAGAGAGGGAGGGAGCGCGCUAGCCGAAGAGUGAGCGCGAUUAGAAGCUAGUUUAACGGUCGAAAUACAGCCAGGAAUCCGCGUUGAGGUUCAGCGCAGCUGCGUCUGACAGAGAGAGAGACAGACAGGCAGAAAGAAAGAGAGAGAGAAUGGUGAAGACGGAGCGGCGCGGAAGACAGAGGCACGACGGCUAACGCAGCGAGGAGCAGUGUGUCCGAGGCUUUCCUCCCCCAGUAUCUCGUGCUCUGUACAGAUCUUCAGUGCUAAUCCUGCCCCAGAUCAUCCUGCUGUGCUGAAAGGGAACACGCCUUACACGCCUGGAGGAGGUUUGGGCCUACUGUUGCAGCAGCCUUCUUUGUCCUACAGCUGAGUGAAGCCUAUGUGGCCAGUGUCUUAAGCAGCAGUGAAUUGUUCCCUGGCUCCUGGUAGGAAGCAGCAGUGGUGUUCCUAGCCAUGAGUGUAAUGGAGGACUUUCCUGUCCACUGAGUGUGCUGCUGUCAGGAUUGCAGCCAUGUCGGCUUGCAACACCUUCACCGAGCACGUGUGGAAGCCUGGCGAAUGCAAGAACUGCUUCAAGCCCAAGAGUCUGCACCGCCUGGCUGAGGGGGAUUCACGGAAAGGUCGCCACGAACAAGCCCCUGCCCAGCACAGCCAAACCCCUACAGGGGGCAGGACUAACAUUAACCAGCAUAGUCACUCUCCAGUGGUGGGUGGGGCUAGCAUUAACACUAACAUUACUAGCGGCACUCAGAGAAGUGGAGGCUCCUCCCGCUCUGGUCAGUUCAGGCCUCCUGUGGCAAAGAAGCCCACCAUCGCUGUGAAGCCCACCAUGAUGCUCCCAUGUUCAGGGGUGGGGCUAGAUGCAGAGGGGAACCCACAGAUGCCAGCAGAAGGGGUGGAGCCUGGGAAAGUUUCUGCUUUCACUGUCUGGAGUCACAACGGCCUGAACCGAAAGAGGCCCGCAGGACCAAACAACAAUGAAGGAGACGAAGAAGGGGGGGAGAUAGAAGGCUAUGCUUCUCUCUGUCCACCUAGCAGCAGCAGUAACAACAACAAUGGCCUGACAGACGUGCUGAAGGAGAUAGCCGGUCUGGGCCCGAGCCCAAGCUCUAGCAGAGAUGACUUUUUGGGCCGUAUCAGCUGCUCGUACAGGCGCUCGCUUGAGAGAGGCCUGCCUGCAGCCGGCUGCCUGGCCUUGGGUAGCAAUAGCAGUGGCAGAGCGGCCAAACAUGUCUCUCUCAGCGACAGCGCUGAGAUCAUUAGCUCGGAAGGGGGGCGCUUCUGCUACCCAGAAUUCUCCAGUGAUGGAGAGGAUGAUGAGGAAGGGGCUGAGCUGAGUGAGGGGGAUGAUGAUGAUGAUGAUGAUGAUGAUGAUGAUGGUGAGCAUGAGAGCUGGGAUGAGAGUGAUGAAGAGCUUUUGGCCAUGGAGAUUAGGAUGCGAGGACAGCCACGCUUUGCUAAUUUCCGUGCUGCAACCCUGUCUCCCGUUCCCUUCGCAGCUGGUAAGAAAUGGAACACUGUCCCGCUGCGGAACCGCUCACUGCAGAGGAUCUGUGCAGUCGACUACGAUGACAGUUACGAUGAGAUUUUGAAUGGGUAUCCUUCUGUGGACUCCAACGGAGCGCCUGGCCUGCUCUCGUAUGGCAGUGACCCUCAAGGUAGUGGCUUCCUGUCCAACUCAGAGUCCACCACUUCACCAGAAUUCUCUUCUUCUCUCCCUGACGACUCCUGUACAUCCAGCAGUGGCAGCAGUGCCCCCUGUGGCCAACGGAAUGGACUACACUUGGCUCCAGCCAGCAAGGAGCUCGCACACCAAGGAGACCCAGUGGGACGGGCACUGACUUCACCUAAAGCCACUGAGACUCACAAAGCUGUUCUGGCCAUCCGACUACAAGAACAAGACACCAGUCAGAGAGAAGGUGGGCCUCUUCCACAGGCUCUCCCUGGUCAGCCAAUCACAAUCAGCUUCAGCCCUACAGAGGAGCAGGCUAAGCCCUACAGAGUGGUGAGUUUAGAGAAGACUCCCAUCUGUAAGCCUUACACUGUCGUGGAUGUGUCUGCCUCUAUGGCCAGCACUGAAGAGCGAGCUUCUGAGAGCACUGCCAAGCCCAAGAGUCCGAACCCUGCAUUUGGUCCACCACCUUACCCUGGGGCCUCCAAAAACGUCCCCCUUUCUGCUGGCUCUCCCUUUUCCCCAAAAUCCCCCUUAUCACCCAAAUUACCUCUUUCUCCUAAGUCUGUAGCAAUAUCUCCAACCUCUCCAGUCUCUCCAUUCACUCCUGUCUCUCCUUCAGUACAGGUCUCUCCUAGCACUGCUGCUGCACCCAGUCCUUCCUCCAAGAAGCCUGGGAACAUCCGCUACCAGGAGGUGUGGACAUCCAGUACCAGCCCUAGGCAGAAAAUCCCUAAAGUUGAAUUGCUGAGUGGGGGGACAUCUGGACCAUCACUCCCUCCCAGACACAGCAACCAUAAAUCGGCUCCCACCUCCCCCGUUGCCGGCCUUUCCUCCUCACGCACUGUACCUGUCAAAUCACCCAACUUGUCUGAGAUCAAGUUCAACAGUUACAAUAAUGCAGGCAUGCCGCCAUUCCCCAUCAUCAUCAGAGAUGAGCCUACAUAUGCACGCAGUUCAAAGAAUGCUGUGAAAGUGCCCAUUGUGAUCAACCCCAGUGCAUAUGAUAAUCUGGCUGUGUAUAAGAGCUUCCUAGGCCUGAGCGGGGAGCCGCCCCAGCGCAAGCCUGGAGCAGGUAGCCGUGUGACCAGCCACACAUAUGAAGAGAUUGGCUCGUCUGAGAGCACACAGCCCUCUCCAACAGAACACAUGCCCAGUGCCAGAAAACCUGCCUCAGCCACUACUGAGGAAGAGAGAGACACCACAAGGGUAGUAGAGGCUCCUCAUGAAGACAAAGCUAAAAGUACUACUGACUCCAAUGUAGUAUCAACCAACUUCUCAGUUACUUUCUCCACUCCCAGGGCCAACGUUACCCCUGCUGCCAGCGCUCUCUCUGGCAGCCUGACCAAGAGCAGCUCUGCCACAGCCAACCUCAGCCGCAGCCGUAACCCCAGCGGUGAGCCGCCAGUGGGCAGCAGUGAGUGCCAGUCCUCCUCCACCAGUGGUUCAGGGCACAGAGAGAAGGCCAGCAUGGUGCUUUCUCAGAUAGUAGCCUCUAUCCAACCCCCACAGUCACCACCAGAGUCGCCCACCGCUCAAGGUAAAACCUGUAGUGCCGAGGAGCUUUACUCUCUCCCCCCUGAUGCCAUUAAGGGAACCCUCAGCAGACCCAAGUCCCUUCACUGCCCUGAAGACGGUGGCCUGUCAAAGUCCCGUAAAGAAACACCAUCCAAGCUUCUCCCCAAGUCUCAGAGUGCCUCGGCAGCCGAAGCUCCCACAAGUCCCAGACCCGAGCCCGGUGCCCCCUUCCCCCCACCUAGAUCCACCUCCUCCCCAUAUCAUGCCACCAACCUGCUCCAGAGGCACUUCAGCAAUUGGACCAGGCCAACGGGCUCCAGGCCCAGUGAUGGGGAGGUCAGCCCUGGGGCAGAGGGCAGGCGCUCAGCCGACAGCAACAAGCCCAAACGCUGGAUCUCCUUCAAGAGCUUCUUCCGCCGGCGGAAAGACGAGGACGAGCAGAAGGAGAAAGCAGAGAGAGAGAAGGAAAAAGGGAAGCUAGUGGGUUUGGACGGGACUGUGAUCACCAUGCUACCUCCUCCCCCCAUCCAGAGGCAGCACUGGUUCUCAGAGUCAAAGACGGAUGAUCCCACCCAGAAACCCACCAUCAUAUUCACUUAUAAGCCUGACAGCGGGGCAGGAGGAGAUGGGGAGGGGGAGCUCAGGGUGGAGGAGUGUAAUGCAUCGACAGCGACCAAUCUGAACCAAUCAGGUGCCCCCAAGAGCAGAGCCAGCCUCCUUAUCAGCAAAGUCAUGAGUCAGAUGCCAGCUGAGGGUCCAGACACGGAUAUGCCCGCUGCCACCUCUCUGCCCGCCAAGCUGGAGCUGUCGCCUGUGUGUGAGGCGGCCAGCCCCUCCACUCGGCCCGCCACUCGUCCCCUCUCACCCAGCGAGGGCAGCGCCAGCCUGGGGGAGCCAGAGGAGGACGAGGGCACACAUACUCACUCUCACUCACAUUCACCUGCUUCCAGCUCCUGCAGCGCCACCUACACCAACCUGGGUCAGUCCAGGGCCAGUAUGAUUCCCCUGAAACAUCCCAGGCACCCUAAAGCCUCUGACGACACUCUGCACUCUGAGCCUGAGGGUUCUGAUCCUGGCUCUAAAGCCACUCCUCCUCCUCUACCUAAGAAGGCCGUUCCCCGAGCCCAUACGGAGCCAUCUCUGUCCAGAGAGUCUGCAGCUCCGCGGCCGCGUGGUGAGGCCAAGCCAGGCGGCACCAGCUUGAGUGUAGCCAAUCCGCUGUACGACCUAGACUCCACCUGGGAGACAGCCAGUCAGAGCUCCUCCCUCAGCUCCGACGCCCGGCAGCUUGAUGAGUCCGGAGACUCUCUGGAGCGACCUGCAGGGGGGCGGAGUCUGUCGUGUCUUACCAACAGCGGCUCAGCACAGGGCCGGGAGAGGAGGGCCGGCGAGCGCAGGGGCUGCCGCAGCACAGAGAGCUUGACAGCCAGAGGGCGCUCAUCUGGCAGGGGCAGAGACGGCGGCAGUAAGCCCCAGAGGCAGGCUCUCUAUAAGGGCAUAGAUAGCUGGGAGGAGGUGGUGGGCCGCAUCCGCAGCCUGCACACAGAAACCCUCUGCAAACUAGCCAGCCGCUGCGAGGAUCGCUUCAUGGCCGGCCAGAAGGACCACUUGCGCUUUGGUACGGACAGUUGGUCCCACUUCCGGCUGACCACAGGCAAGCCCUGCUGCGAGGCGGGAGAUGCUGUCUACUACACUGCUGCUUACGCGAAGGACCCACUCGUCAACUACGCCGUUAAGAUCUGCAGGUGCAAGGUAAAGGAGACGCAGCAGCAGUUUUUCCACAGCCUGGCCGUGCGUCAGAGCCUGCCCGUACACUUCAACAUCCAGCAGGACUGCGGCCACUUCCUGGCAGAUGUGCCUGCCCGCCUGCUACCCUGGGAGGAGGAGGAGAGUGAGGAAGAGAAGGACGAGAAAGGAGAGAAGGCAGAGAAGAAGAGCGAGGGAGGGGAGGAGGAACGGAAGGUAGGGCAGAGCGAGGAGGACGCACUGGUGGAUACGAAACUGCGCAGUCGUGUGGUGGUGAUCACACGCGAAGUGCCCUUUCAGACAGUGGCUGACUUUGUGCGUGAAGGAGUGGGGCGGCAUGCCCGUAACCCGGAGUUGUAUGAGCGGCAGGUGUGCCUGCUGCUGCUGCAGCUGUGCGCCGGCCUGGAGCACAUGAAGCCUUACCACGUGACUCACUGCGACCUGCGCCUGGAGAAUCUGCUGCUGGUGCACUGCCAGCCAGGCAACCCCUGGAACCUGGACCUGCUGGAGCCCAACAACAACAACAGCGCUGCCGCCUCAGCUUCGUCUUCUGCCUGCCCCGCCCGUCUCAUCAUCAGCAAUUUCUCGCAGGCCAAGCAGAAGAGCUCGCUGACCGAGGAGCCAUCCGUAGUGCUGAAGGACCGCUCACGGCUGGCCCCCGAGCUGCUGAGUGCCACCCAGUACCGCAAGUGCGAUGAGUUUCAGACAGGCAUCCUCGUAUAUGAGAUGCUUCACCGGCCUAAUCCGUUUGAGGAGGCGCCGGGGCUGAAGGAGCGAGAGUAUGCACGUUCAGACCUGCCGCAGCUGCCCACACGCUCCCUCUACUCGCAGGGCCUCCACCGUUUGGCCUCCCUGCUGCUAGAUGCCAACCCGUCUGAGCGCAUCAGCAUGGCCGACGCCCGCGCCUGCCUGCAGUGUCUGCUGUGGGGGCCGAGGGAGGACCUCUUUCACACGCUGGGUACUGGUGCCACACCAGCUCAGCGGCAGACCACGCUGCAGAACUGGCUGGACCUGAAGCGCACGCUGAUGAUGAUCAAGUUUGCAGAGCGCUCACUGGACUCGGGCUGCGGAGUCAGCCUGGAGGAUUGGCUCUGCUGCCAGUACCUGGCCUUUGCCAGCACAGACUCCGUCGACAGGGUUAUCCGUAUCCUGCAGGAACUGCAGGGACAGCUGCUCUGAGCUCAGCUGCUCAUGCUCGGAUUCAUUUGGAUAGGUGGUUUUGGAUUACCUCUGGUCAAGCAUAGUUUGGUGUUUUUCUUGCUUUAACACAGUGGUUCUUAACUCCAGUCAUGGGGACCCAGUGUUCUAGAUAGGUUCAAGUACUUCGUGGUAGAGCUGGGCGUACACUACACAACUUUUAAUAUACUUACAGAUUUACUUACAAACAUUUUCACAGAAUGAAACACGUUUUUCACAGAAUGUCUUUUAAUUUUGUGGUGAGGGUACGCACAGUAGAUAGAUCUUAUUGGUAAGAUAAGACAAAAAGUGGAUAUCACACAGAUAAUUAGCUAUGAAAAAGCACUCAAAAUCCCAGAUCUUGCUCUUAUCUUGUAAUACAAACAAAGCUAGAAAAGUAAGAAAAGUAAAUAUCAAAUUGAGAGCUGGAGAAAUAUUUUGCUAUAAACUGGUAGCUGAUUUGAAAUUGUAAAUGGAGUGCCUUGACAUCUGGGUCUAUAUAUUCCAAACAUUAAGAAAGCUCAUAUUUCUCUCUCUGAGCUCUGUCAUUUGCUAUUGCCUGAAUCAGUCAUUAGUUAGGUAGCUGACCACCUCACACCACACAGGACCUGACUGUGAACACUUUAAGUCAUAAAAAUCUAAUCUGUUGAAAAAUGUUGGAAUGUCCCCAAUCACUCCAGAGUUAGAUCAGAAGGUCAAAGAUUCAGUCAUUUCUCCUCUCACACAUCAGCACCCAGUUAUCCGCUUCUCACUGAGCUCCUGGCCUGGGAAAUCGCUUUAGAUUGUGAAAAUUUGUGGAAUAGAGCAAAUCAAGGUUGCAAUACAUAUCACAGUAUUUUCUCUUUAUCUUUAAGUCAGAACUAGGCCUGUCACAGUCAGCUGUACUUAACAAUAACUGCAAUUAACAGUUUGUAUUUUUUUCCGACUAUUAAAGUACAAGCCUUAAGUGGUCAAAUUAUCCAUCUUGCGUGUGUUACUACAGAAACAUAUUGCGAAAACUAUCUACUGUAGAAAAAAUUGCAGUCAGCUUAAAUAAAUGCGUUCAGCUCAAAUAAUAAUCAGGUGAUUAAGAAGUAAUUAUGACAGGCUUAAUCAUAACAGACGCAAUGCACCGGUACUCUUUCACAUACACGUACAUAUAGGACUCCCAAAAUACAAAAAUUCAUAGUAAUUUAUCAUGGUAAUGAUAUCAUAUUGCCACCCCUGUUCCCUGCCCCAGUGCACCUGAUCCUAUGUCAGGAGGGCUUGAUAAGUAGCUGAUGAGUGGCUCAGUUGUGCUGGGGCAGGGUACGUAUGAAACAGUGCAGUCAAUUCACAGGACUGGAGUUGAGAAACAGUGCUGAUCCAACUAAUCAGCUAAUAAAUGCGUCCUUCCUGCGAUGUGUUAGAGCAGGUUAAACACUAAACCAUGCAGGACGGAGCUCCUCCAGAACCGGGGUUGGGAAACACCCGCACAUGCCAGUGGCAUCAUCGCCGUAGCGACUACCAGUCAACUCUCAUAUCACAGGCCACGCCCCUGCUGGAGACUGCUAGCACAUGCACAUUUGCGCUGUACACCUAGU